AUGUCCAGCGUCCUCUUUGCACACCCCGCCGCACGCCUCGUCAAGCACAUCCCGCCCGCCGGCGCCGUGCGCAAGAACGGUCAUGUGCCGCGCGACCUGCUCGGCGCCGGCCCGCUCGCCGCCGCGCACGCCGAGACGCUCGGCCACGUGCUCGCCGCGCACGCCGGCGCGCUGCAGCUCUGCGCCGUGCCCGACCCGGCGCUACCCGGCGGCAGCACGCUCGUGCUGCAGCUCGCCGCACCGCCGCCGCCCGCCGGCGACGGCGAGCUCGUGCUGCCGUUCCGCCUGUUCAGCAGCAGCGACGCCGGCACGCCGCGCGCCACGUACGCCGGCCUCGGCGCCGGCAAGCACGGCGUCGACGGCGGCUCCUUCUGGUUCUUCGAGUCGCCCGAGGAGCCCGGCGCGCUGGAUCGUCUGCGCUGGGAGGCAAGUGGCACGGGCAAGCGCGCCGUGUGGACGGUGUGGCUGCUCGGUGCUCCGGCGCCGCUCAUCACGAACCUGCAAGACCUGCUGGCGACGCAUCCUGCGCCCGUAGCGCCGCUGCCGCCGUGGCUGCGCGACGGCGCAACGUGGCGCGACAUGUACCUCGCGCUGCCGGCGCCCGCGGUGGCCGAUGUGGCCGAGGAGCCGCUCGCCGAGGCUGAGGAGCAGACGAGCACGCCGCAAGCGGCAAAGAACGGCACGCUGAUCUCGCUGCCGCCGCUGCCCGUGCCGUCUAUCCUCGCGCCCACAAUGCUCGAGAUCCCUGAUUCUGCGGCCUCGGUGAAAGACGAGGCCAGCGUCAGCGCCAGCACGCUGCGCAUCCCUCGCCUGCCGCGCGCUGGCACGCCCGCGCCAUCGAGCUUCCGGCAUAGCCUCGUCAUGCUCGACAAUCUCACGGGCGAUGUGGUCGGCGUGCUGGCCGAAGGUGUCAACCUCGCCGUGCCACCCUCCGCUUCCGCCCUGUCGCCAGCUGCGUCUGCGCUGAACGCUCCGCCGCGUCCUGUCGCUGCGCGUUCUGCGCCGCCGCCUCCACCGCCGCCCAAAGAGCCCAAGGAACUGCCUAUUGAGCGAGCGGCCAGCAUCUACAUCGACUCGAUGGCGCGCCGGCCUUCAUCGCGCCCAGGCAGCAUCCUAGGCGCCGACACGUUCGCGCCGCCACCAGUGCCCGUCUCGAAGGACCACCUGGCGCCGACGUCGCGCGAGUCCGGCACGAGUGUCUUCUUCAGCGCUGCCGAGUCUGCUGCGUCCGAGAGCGACGCCGAGAGCGACGCAGAAGAGGGCUUCGCGAAGCUGCGUCUCGACGGAGCGGAGGCCACGCGGCCGGACCUGCUGCGCGACCAGCGCCGCGAGGCAAGCGCCGCCAGCGACGCCAGCGGCUCGACAGUCGGCGGACCGGCGGUGCGACUCUGGUGCAAGGCGCGCGGCAAGAAGAGCAAGCCAGAGAAGGCGGCGCCAGAGCAGGUGCUGGCGGCGGUCCCUCGCCGGGAGCUGCAGGUCAGCGAAGCGAGCGUGCGGACCUCGAGAGCCGAGACGGCGGCCGAGGAGCUGUGCGCAAGCGCCGCUGCAUCUUCCGACGAAGAUGCAGCUCCCCAGCCGCUCAUUCAGGCCCUAGUCCCUGCAUUGCCGCACCGCGCCGAGGCGUCGCACAUCCGCGGCGCCGAAGACGCACUCUGGCGCGCGGCGUUCGAGACGGAGUCCUUGCCGCUCGAUGCGCCGUACACCCACCUUGCCGCUUCUUUCGGCACGACCAAGCAGCAGAAGCGCGAGGCGGUCGACGAAGGCAUGGAGAUGCUCUCUGCGUCCGAGGCCGCCGCGCGCCAGCGCGAGACUCGAGAAGUGGCGCCGAUGAUGCGGGGCGGAACGGUGCUGCUCGAGUUCCUCGCCGGCUCGCGCAUUGGCGCGACGCUGCUCCCCGACUCCUCCGCGCCGGCUGAGAGCACGGCAGCCCCUGUCAAGGAGGAGAACGCCAUGCGCGAAGGUGUCAUGGCGUACGUGCCCGUUCUGCCGGCACACUUCCUGUGGUGGCUCGGCAUCUCUCCCUCUGCCAACUCCCACGCACCCGCGGCAGCUCCGUCGCCCGCUGCGGAACCCAGCGCCGCACUCUCGUCGCUCGUCGCCCUCAGCCCAGACGUCUGGCGCCUGCUCGCGCUGCCCUCCUCGCUCAGCGACACGGUCAUCACUGGCGCCUCGAGUGCGUGGAGCGGUCUCAGCUCCUACAUGAGCCUCGCCUGGGGCUCGCUCCCCGCUCUGUCGCCCUCCGCCGCGUCCGAUACAGACUCCAACGGACCGCUGACUCCGUCCGACGUCGACGCGGAUGCCGUCGAGGUCGACUCUGAGGCAUGGGAGUGGCAGGUGCCUGCGUUCCGCCCGGACUCGCUCGACUCGACGCCGCGCCCCGUGUACCGGCGCAAGCGCCCGCUGCCGUCCGCCAUGGGCGGCUUUGCGGUGCGCGAGGCGUCGCUGGACGCGCAGCAGCGAGAGCAGCGCUACUCCAUCGUGCACUACGACGGCGAGGGCAUUGGUCGGCGGGCGGUGGUCAGCGUGCCAGGUGUCCGUGCCUAA
Messenger RNA from Tilletiopsis washingtonensis, 2544 nucleotides. RefSeq lists its product as hypothetical. Bases 1 to 2544 code for a protein of 847 amino acids. The record is from RefSeq and is a predicted model, not a curated record. Lineage: Eukaryota; Fungi; Basidiomycota; Exobasidiomycetes; Entylomatales. The transcript is spliced from 2 exons.